AUGAGUACAACCGAGAAAGAAGCUAAUGGGGCUCCUUCUCCUUCAGGGCCAGUUGAAUCUACUGCCAAUGAAAGCCAACAAAAUAGGCUAACAGCGGCAGAAUUUAGACAGCCUUCCAAACUCGAAUCUUUUCUUGCAGUAGCCAAAUCUCUAGUAAUAAGAGGAAUUAUUAUGUAUUUUAUAUUCUCAUUCUUUAAAGCACCACAGCCCCAGAAAGUAGACGAUAAAGGGGUCAAAGUGGUGCAGAGUGCAGCUAGAAAUAUAUUCACUGAUGGAACACCAAUGAAUUUGUACAUUUAUUUAUCUGAAAAUGAAACCAUGGAUGACUACAGUCAUUCGAAUAUAUUUUGGUAUAAAGAAGGGUUGGAGUAUGGGGACUGGACUUCAGGGGAAGAAAGAGAUGGGUGUUAUUCUAUAGAAAAAGAAGUUCCUAUUACUUCUAAUAUGAAAAACAAUGGAUCCUUAUUUCUACAUGCCUAUUUAGUAAGGGCGGGAUACAGCCCUGAUCCAUCUGCCACAAAUUUUGCAAGAGAACAGAUGUCUUCAGUUAUGAAGCAACUGAACAGAUAUAAAAAAUUAAAAUCAGCAGGCACCAAAAACCUGCUGACUGGAGAAAGCGACAAAAUUGAAGUGGAGGAUGGCAAAAUAGUUUCUCAUUGGCAUCCAAACUUCACUCUAAACUUAGUCACAGACCAAACGCUAUGGACCCAAGGCGCAGUUCCAGUUCCUCUGGACCAAUAUAUAAGAUUUUCAGAAGAUGGAAAAUUGUACAAGCCUGUGUUGUUUGCCAACGAUUUUUGGAACAUGGCUCGAGAUUACAAGCCUUUGAAUGAAACUUACUCAUUAAAGUUGAUUUUCCAGCCAUUGACUCUCUUCAAGUGGCAACUUUAUGCAGCACAACACAUGAGGCAAAUGUGGAACGUUUGGGGAGAUGCAGAACCAGGCCAAACAGAUGAGGAACAAGAUACUUUGAAGGAAACUUUAUUGGAUACAAAUCCCUAUCUUUUAGGAAUUACGGUAGUCGUUUCCAUCGUUCAUUCUGUGUUUGAACUUCUAGCCUUCAAGAAUGACAUACAGUUUUGGAACAACAGAAAUUCCCUGGAGGGACUAUCAGUGAGAUCGGUAUUUUUUGGAGUGUUUCAAUCCAUGGUUGUGCUCUUGUAUGUAUUAGAUAACGAAACUAAUACUCUAAUCAGGGUUUCUUGCUUUGUGGGGCUGGGUAUCGAGUGUUGGAAGAUUUGGAAAGUUGUGGAUAUAAAAUUCGAAAAUGGUUGGAUCACGUUCAAAGAUAAGAGUUCAUAUCUUCAAUCUAGCACUAAAGUGUACGAUAAAUUAGCGUUUAAAUAUCUAUCGUGGGUGUGUUUCCCUUUGUUAGUAGCUUACAGUGUUUAUGCUCUUUUUUAUUUGGAGCAUAAAGGUUGGUAUUCAUUUGUAUUGGACCUAUUAUACGGGUAUUUGCUCACAUUUGGUUUUAUCAUGAUGACGCCGCAGUUGUUUAUUAACUAUAAAUUGAAGUCUGUAGCGCAUCUGCCGUGGAGAAUGUUGACGUACAAAUUUUUGAACACUUUCAUCGACGAUAUGUUCGCUUUUGUGAUUAAAAUGCCAACUAUGUACAGAAUAGGUUGUUUCCGUGACGAUAUCGUUUUUUUGAUAUAUCUUUAUCAACGUUACAUUUACCCUGUCGAUAAAAAGAGGGUAAAUGAAUAUGGUUAUUCUGCCGAACAGGAGGAGAAUCAGAAGAGCAUUGCUGGAAGUCCGGAGGAAAACCAGAAGAGCAUUGCUGGAAGUCCGGAGGAAAACCAGAAGAGCAUUGCUGAAAGUCAGGAGCCUAGUGUGGAAGAGACGAAAAAAGAAAAAUAG
Psylliodes chrysocephalus is the source of this 1860-nucleotide messenger RNA. The record is from the annotation of a GenBank genome assembly. NCBI's taxonomy places the organism in Eukaryota, Metazoa, Arthropoda, Insecta, Coleoptera, Chrysomelidae.